UUCGGUUUCAGCUACAACACAAUAAAGACCUUCAUACAGGGCGGUAAUACAACCCAGCCAUUGGGACCGACAUUGCACAUGUUGGCCGCGGCUGAGUCUGGUGUGCUCACUCUCAUACUUACAAACCCCAUUUGGGUGGUAAAGACGCGUUUGUGUUUACAAUAUGGCGCCGAGGCUUCAGGCAAUAAGGCGUCGGAAUAUCGCGGUAUGGUGCAUGCGCUGGCGCAGAUCUACCGUAAGGAGGGCAUUCGUGGUUUGUAUAGGGGCUUCAUUCCCGGCAUGUUUGGCGUGUCACAUGGAGCUUUGCAGUUUAUGACCUAUGAAGAGAUGAAGAACUACUAUAAUACAUAUCGUAAAUUGCCGAUCGACACCAAAUUGGCCACAACUGAGUAUUUGGCAUUUGCUGCCAUAUCGAAGCUCAUCGCUGCUGCAGCAACAUAUCCCUAUCAGGUGAUACGUGCACGCCUGCAGGAUCAUCAUCUCAACUAUACAGGUUCAUGGGAUUGCAUUAAGCAAACAUGGAGAUAUGAGGGCCCGAAAGGCUUUUACAAAGGUAUACAGCCCAAUUUGACGCGCGUGGUGCCAGCAACGAUGAUCACAUUCCUUAUGUACGAAAAUGUUUCGCAUUAUUUAAUGGAAAGAUCCAAGAAAGCCAACGCAUGAGAGCACUACUGCGACGAAGAAGAAAUAGAACAACAGCAGCCAAAAAAACACCGAACUCCUAUCAUUCAAAUAGCUUUGACUUUAAUAAUAAGAUCUUAAUUAUGCUACUGUCUAGAAUUAGUUGAUUAGCAUAAUUACUAUGUGUUUCUAGUAUUACGUGCCACUUUAUUUAUAAGUAUUUAUAUGUACGUAUGCGAUCAUUACGGUGCAGUAGAGUUAACCCCCCCGGAGCGCUGUACCGAAGCCAAGGCAGAAACCUUAUUUUCCUUCUUUGCCUUUGUAAGAUUAUCUAUUUAACAGCCUAAACAUUUUUUUUGAUUGCGUUUUCUUUGUUCUGUGUGAAUUGCACCGAAUUAAUUUUUUUUUUUUAUUGAGGAUCAUCGCCCUUUCAUUCGCGAUACGUAAGUCUUUUAUAAAUCAGGUACAAUUACAAACCUACAUAUGUACAUAGGUGUUAAGCGUUAUUGGCGAAAUAAAGUUUCAGCUGUGAAUUGUGAUACCAUAAAAUUAUUGUGUUCUGCUUUUUUCUCGCCUUCUCUAAUCUUACAGCUCUGUGGCGCUCAACCGGCGUGCGUGACUCAUAAUAAUGGUCUUUAAAAUGCAGGUAUUUGUAUGUUUACGUGCACUCAUUUCGCCUAAAAGUAUGUUCGAUUAAUAUUUUACACUUUGGAUUUACGCCUAAAUGUAAGCAAGCGAACAAUUUUCUGAGUGAUUUCGGAGUAAAUUCGUGCUAUUUUCAAAUUAGUACAUACAUACAUAUACAUGGCUGCGUUCAGAAAUGCAUCAAGCCAAAGCAUCAUCAGUCUCUUUUACUUCUAAACUACAACUGAUCGAAAUGCCUUAUUUACGCAAUUACGUUCCAAUUAGGCAUUUAACCGUGGUUACGCAUAUUGGACAUUUGCAUCAAUUAUAGUUUAGAAAUAAAAGCGUCUGAUGCUUUGGGUUGAUGCAUUUCUGAACACUCCCCAUAUGUAGUAAAUAUCUACACAUACUCGCAUCUAGUAAUAAAUAUUAAUUAAGGAAGAGGAAACUGAAAUAAAUAUUAACCAUAAGCAAACAUACUCUUCAAUUAAAUCGAAGAAAAGUACUAAAAAGUAAACUCCUAAAGAACUGUGAUUGAUUUCUAAAUUAUGGGUGUGUUCAGAAAUGCAUCAAGCCAAAGCAUCAGGCGCAUUUAUAUCUAAACUAUUACUGCUGGAAAUGUCCAAAAUGCGCAACCACGAUUAAAUGCCUAAUUGGAACUUGGUUGCGUAAAUAAGGCAACUAUAGUUUAGAAGUAAAAGAGACUGAUGCUUUGGCUUGAUACAUUUCUGAACGCAC
Molecule: messenger RNA, 1983 nt
Organism: Rhagoletis zephyria (snowberry fruit fly)
Lineage: Eukaryota; Metazoa; Arthropoda; Insecta; Diptera; Tephritidae
Product: mitochondrial folate transporter/carrier-like
Biological process (GO): transmembrane transport; nucleotide transport
Source: RefSeq, a predicted model, not a curated record